This is a messenger RNA of Etheostoma spectabile (orangethroat darter), 7618 nucleotides long. RefSeq names its product potassium channel, voltage gated eag related subfamily H, member 7. Gene Ontology annotation, biological process: potassium ion transmembrane transport; regulation of membrane potential. Lineage: Eukaryota; Metazoa; Chordata; Actinopteri; Perciformes; Percidae. Bases 1129 to 4785 code for a protein of 1218 amino acids. The transcript has 18 exons. Gene Ontology annotation, molecular function: inward rectifier potassium channel activity. The record is from RefSeq and is a predicted model, not a curated record. Gene Ontology annotation, cellular component: plasma membrane.
UUCUAAGGCAGUGACGAUGGAGCGUUUUAUGCAAAUUGCGUGUGGCAAGAAACUCGAGGCUAGAAAGGACAUUCAAAACACGGCUGUCCAACCUAACCGUGGCCAGGGGCUCUCCAUUAAUGACAUAGGCGGUACACCUGCGUUUGCUGCCCUGACGUCACCACUCCCAAAACUAGAAAUUGGCCUCGUGACUCAGAGAAAAGUCACAGGUGUUCCGAAAAUUAGCACUCGUUAGUGUCAAAAGUAGGCAAAUGUUCCAUUAGUCGCCGUCGUGAUGUGUUGAAUUUCUGUUAAUUAUGCCACUUUUCUGCGUUCUUCGCCUCGUAACAGGAAGUCAUGUUUUAGCAGGUAAAGUUGAGCUAGCUAGCAUUCACUACGCCAACGUUAACCGCCGUCCUUUUCCUCGCUGUGUGGCAGUGAGAUAAGGUCGGAAAUAAACCGAGGGAAGAGUUAAAAUUGGGAUAAUUCGACUUAAAUCUGAUACGAUAAACUAUAAUGUAUAUACAUUGUGUAUUCUGCUAAGUAGGCUAUGAGCAUGCUCAUGAAACAAAUCAGGGGAGUAGUAGGCUAACGUCGCUGUAACGCGUUACAGUAACCGUCAUCAGCCAGCCUGCCUCUAUCUCUCCGCCUGUCGCUUUGUCUCCGCAUCCAUGUGGGGUUUUCCCUUCGCAGUGUCGGUGUCGCACCUCUCCGGUCUGCCAGCCUCUCAGCCAUUGGCCUCAGAGACCAGUCCUCCCUUCACAACAAUAGACCCUCACACGCACAACAACUCACGCGCUGACACAAACGCGCACAUAGCUUUCGAGGAGCCACGGUGAGAUGUUUGUUAAACUGCGGUUUACCGAUUCCUUUUUUUCCAGCUCCACAUCGGCGAGAAGCGCAGGGAAGCCUCUGCGAUGCGCUCAACCGGGGACGCAUCGGAGUUGAAAUAAGGGGAAACACGGGGGGAAAGAGAGAAAGGGGAGCUUUUCUUAUGAGGAUGACUGACUGGUGACAAAGAAACGGGGAGCCCCUCUGGCUUCGGUUGUCACCCGCUAGAACUUGGAGGAAGGCGUUUUGGGUGACCGGCUUGCUUGUACGUGGACCGCCAAAGCUUUUUUUGGUCAUCGUUAUUUUUGGAGGGGAACCAUGCCUGUCCGGAGGGGUCAUGUUGCGCCACAAAACACAUUUUUGGGAGUAAUUAUUCGGAAAUUCGAAGGACAGAAUAAGAAAUUCGUCAUAGCCAAUGCCCGGGUACAGAACUGCGCUAUUAUCUACUGUAAUGACGGCUUCUGCGAGAUGACGGGCUUCUCCAGGCCAGACGUCAUGCAGAAGCCGUGCACUUGUGACUUCCUGCAUGGCCAGUUCACCACCAGGCACUCGGUGGCUCAGGUGGCCCAGGCGCUGCUGGGCUCAGAGGAGCGCAAGGUGGAGAUCACCUACCACCGCAAGGAUGGUUCAAACUUCCUGUGUGUCACCCAUAUCAUCCCUGUGAAGAAUGAGGAGGGCGUGGUCAUGAUGUUCAUCCUUAACUUUGAUUACGUCCUGGAUGAAGGCAGCAGUGACUCACUGGAGAGACUCAACCACACCACGCCGUCCAAAACUGACCACCGGAAAGGGAGAUUCUUUCGCUUCCGUUUCCCGGCCUUGCCUCACUUGGGCAUCAGCAAGCAGUCCCUGCCCCAGGAAGACCCCGAUGCCGUCAUGGUGGACUCCCCUCGCCACAGCGAUGGCUCAGUGGCCACGCGUGACUACCAACUCCCCACCACCCGCGAGAGUUGCAGUCCCUCCUACGCCAAUGACACCCGCGCCCUCAUCGACCCCAGUCAUUGCUCCACGCCUGUGUCUGGGCCUUUGGACCACUCGUCGCCCAAGGGCCCUUGGGAUCGGACAUACCCGGACCAGUCCAUCCCCCAGACCCAACUACAGAGCAAUGAGGGUACUAUCAUUGCAGCUCCGUCAAUCCCGGGCCUCACUCCAACCGCCUCCAGAGAGAGUGUGUGCAGCAUUCGCAGAGCCUCCUCCUUACAUGACAUGGAAGGUUUUGGGUCCAACUCCAAGAUGGCGUUCAGGGACAGACACGCCAGUGAAGACAAUGGUCGCAAUAUGAAAGUAUCUCGCUCCUGGAUGGCUGGGGGGCCACUCAGCCAGAUCAAAUCCAGCCUGCUCGGCUCCACCUCGGACUCCAACCUCAACAAGUACAGCACCAUCAACAAGAUUCCCCUCAUCACGCUCAACUUCUCUGAGGCCAACAAUGAGAAGAAGUGUCCUUCCCCUCCAUUGUCUGAGAAAACCAUCAUCGCCCCAAAGGUCAAAGACCGUACACACAAUGUAACUGACAAGGUGACGCAGGUUCUUUCUCUGGGUGCAGACGUGUUGCCUGAGUACAAGCUUCAAACCCCGCGCAUGGACAAGUGGACCAUCCUUCACUACAGUCCCUUCAAAGCAGUGUGGGACUGGCUGAUUCUGCUGUUGGUCAUCUACACUGCCAUUUUCACGCCCUACUCUGCUGCCUUCCUCCUCAACGACAUCGAGGAGCAGAGGAGGCGGGAGUGUGGCUACUCCUGCUCACCCCUCAAUGUGGUGGAUCUGAUGGUGGACAUCAUGUUCAUCGUGGACAUCCUUAUAAACUUCAGGACCACAUACGUCAACGCCAACGAGGAAGUGGUCAGCCACCCGGCCAAGAUUGCCAUCCACUACUUCAAGGGCUGGUUCCUCAUAGACAUGGUGGCCGCCAUCCCAUUUGACCUGCUCAUCUUUGGCUCAGGAUCCGAUGAGACCACCACUCUGAUUGGUCUACUAAAGACGGCCCGUCUCCUACGGCUGGUACGAGUCGCCCGUAAGCUGGACCGGUAUUCUGAGUACGGUGCUGCCGUCCUCAUGCUGCUCAUGUGCAUCUUUGCCCUUAUCGCCCAUUGGUUGGCCUGCAUCUGGUAUGCCAUUGGAAACGUGGAGAAGCCUUACUUGGAGCAUAAGAUUGGCUGGCUGGACAAUCUGGGGGUGUCAAUAGGAAAAAAAUACAACUACAGUGAUCCCAGCUCGGGUCCCUCCAUCAAAGAUAAGUACGUCACUGCCCUCUACUUCACCUUCAGCAGUCUAACCAGUGUGGGCUUUGGGAACGUCUCCCCCAACACCAACUCUGAGAAGAUCUUUUCCAUCUGUGUCAUGCUCAUUGGAUCUCUUAUGUACGCCAGCAUCUUUGGGAACGUGUCCGCCAUCAUCCAGAGGUUGUAUUCAGGUACAGCCAGGUAUCACCUGCAGAUGCUACGGGUCAAAGAAUUCAUCCGCUUCCACCAGAUCCCAAACCCACUGAGGCAAAGGCUGGAAGAGUACUUUCAACACGCCUGGACGUACACUAAUGGCAUCGAUAUGAAUAUGGUCCUGAAGGGUUUCCCAGAGUGCCUGCAGGCGGAUAUCUGCCUCCACCUCAACCAGAACCUCCUGGAGGGCUGUAAGGUGUUUCACGGAGCCACCAAGGGCUGCCUUCGGGCCCUGGCCAUGAGGUUCAAAACUACCCAUGCUCCCCCUGGAGACACCCUAGUCCACUCUGGAGAUGUGCUGACUGCGCUAUACUUUGUCUCCCGCGGCUCCAUCGAAAUCCUCAAAGAUGACGUCGUAGUGGCCAUCCUUGGUAAGAACGACAUUUUUGGCGAGAUGAUCCACCUGUACCGCAAGCCGGGGAAAUCAUGUGCAGACGUACGGGCGCUGAGCUACUGUGACCUCCACACCAUUCAGAGGGAGGAGAUUGUGGAGGUGCUUGACAUGUAUCCAGAGUUCGCCGACCACUUCCUUAAAAACCUGGAGCUGACCUUUGACCUCCGAGACGAAAAGAUGACAUGCGCACAAGCAACUGACUCGGAUGACAUUGAGUGUCGGAGACGAGUGUCCUACAAAAGGAAAACCUCCACAGGCUCCCGCAACAAGGAACCUGCGGCCACCUACUGUGACACAAAGCAAGGGAGGCACCUCUGCGCCUCCUCGGCCGCUGAGGAGAGGAGAGAGUCCGCUGACGAGGGAGAGGACGAGGAGGAGGAAGGCAGGGAGGAGGAAGAGGAGCAGAGGCCCUUGUGUUCUGGUGUGCUGGGCUACCCGGUGGUUAGGGAUCACACCGUGGGACUCGGGCUGAGCAGCGCUACCGACGCACAGGCUGCCGGAGACAACACGCAGAGUCAGACAUAUAAAGAGCUCCAAACAGAUGAGUGGGUGCGUCAUCGUCCUGACGAGGUUGUGAAGGAGUCAGCCCAGUGUCGAGAGACGCUAGUUGGGGAGGACGACAGCGACACAGACCUCACCUACGGAGAGGUGGAGCAACGGCUGGAUCUGCUGCAGCAGCACCUCAACAGACUGGAGUCCCAGAUGACUUCAGACAUUCAGGCCAUCCUGCAGCUCCUCCAGAGGCAAACCACGUCCGGCCCCCCCGCCUACAGCACUGUCACCUCCAGCCCAGAGUACCAGAGGCCAGCCAUCAGGGUGCAGCCGGUGUCAGAGCUCUGCCUCGCUCCGGCUCCGCCUCGGCCACAGAGCCCCGGCCCAGAGAAGGCCCUGAACAAAUCCAAAGAAACCUCCACGGUCCUCCUCCACACAAAGACUCUUCCACAUGGGAACUUUGCUGGACUGCUUGAGAGCGACACAGACCCCGUGCAGAGACACACACAAAACGGCGUGGACUCUGUAGAGCAACACCACCACCAACAGCCACUGAAGUUCCCAUCAGGCCGACAGGCCUCUCUACCCGAUGUCCCGAGCAGCUCAGGAAUGUUGGGACUCCACAGGCCAGUUUCUGACCCGGGGCUUCCAGGACAGUAGGCCUCCCCGAGCCCUUCGACGUCGACCGAAGGUCUUCUUUCAUGCUUGACUCAGGGUCUAAGAAAGAGACUGUAUAUGCAAAGGAAAACAAACUGUAGACUUUCUUCCAUCCCUUUUUGGAAAAUCUCCCAGCCCCCCCCCCCUUCCAACUCUCUGAUUUAAAUGUAUAAAGUCCAUUUAUACAGAGGUAUUUAUACACUAUAUUACUAACAUAUGUAAAGUCAUCAUCUACUGUGUACAUACUUUAAAUAGGACACUGCCAGCAACAUGAGGCACCUAAUGUGCGUUUUCUGAAAGAGAUAUGCAUGUUUUUGUUUCUCAUGGUUUCUUUUCUUCUGUCGCAUGUUACUCUCACACACUGCAACAUGCCAGGCAAUCAGGUGUGAUCCUGGCGUGCUUACAGACGACUGUAGCUAUCAAGUCUCAUUUUCUAUGACUCUUCCCUCUUCACAGGGACAAAGCUACUUGAAACUCUUUCUGAGGCAUUUCUAUACUCCACAGCUUUGAAGUUCAUCUUCUAUCAGACGCUCCAAACAAUCAACGCAGUCACAAACUAUCUAAACUAUCUGUAUAUUUAGCGUGCCUACUGUAAACAGCGUUGCCACAGCAGAGGAAAAUCACGUCUUUCUCAGCUCCAAAAUACAGAACACAGCGUAGUGUUAAUGUGUGUAGAGGCUGCGUGGACAUCCAAUAGCACAACCAGACUUUUGUCAGUCUUUGAAAGCAAUAAUGAUGCAGUACUGGACACUAACAGAAUCUUGGUAUAUUUCUAGUGUCUAAUACGCUCUGGAGAUAAUUGUAUACUACCUAAACAAAGAAAAAAGCAUCUUUUAACAGCAUUUAUGUUAUUGAUUUGGUAUGCGAGUGUAACAACUCAACCUUCACACACGAGAUGUUUGAGUGGCAUGUUCAGACAACAAAAAGAAUGCUUUAAGUUGAAAAAUCAGAAUUAGCAUAUAACCACCUGUAUCUUAUUAAUAUUGCGCAAGGUUGGUUGUGGGGUAUUUGCAGUCAAAACUUGAAAGGGACAUCUACAGUUUGUCCAGUCAGUUUGGGGAUUUUAAUUAUUUCACAACUGUUCUUCUGUGAAAGAAUGAUGUAUGAAUGGAAAUGUAUUCCUUUGUCUGCGACUCCUACAGUAAAUCAUGGCAGACAUGUUUUUUGGCGACUGUUGGGCAUCUUACCAUCCGAACCGCUUAUCUUCCAGCAGAAGGUGACCGUUUCCUCCCAGACUACUGUUCCCAGUAAAUCCUAAUUGUACAGUAGUUGUUUGCACUGGUUAUGCUGGGACUUGAGUUUGCUAUAGCUUUCUAUGCCACCAAUAUUUCUAACAUACAGUACUGUAAGUAGUUGCAUGUAUAUUAGCAGAUUUUCAGAGGACCCACAAAAGACCAUUCAUUUUGCCUGCUAUGAUUGGUCCGUCCAGGUUCUGGAUGGCUGGAAAUCUGUUUUAAUGGGAGGGGGACAAACGUCUCUCCCAGAGCAAAUGAAACAUGAGCUAGCAGAUUUCUCUGGUUUUCUCUAUCAUUCCAUCAUAGAAAAAGAACAGCUGAAGACAUAAAAUCCCCAAACUGCCUUGACAUAAUGUCCCUUACAAUUGUAUGUUAAGUUUUGGCUAGUUGACAGGAAGCAACAUCCUGAAUUUUCCAUACAGCCGACGCAAUCCCACACGAUAGUUUUUGGUUGCAUGCUUAGGGUCUUCCAUUGUCGUCUUAAAAAGUACAAUUUUCGUAAAUAAAAAAACACCACUAGGAAAGCAUCAUCAGAAAAACAAUGUUUUUUUCAUGUUUUGGGCUGAGGACACAGCUCAGCCUUCAAUAGCCUUAGCUUUAUAAGCCUGCUCUAGCCUUUACAAAUGACGUCAGUCCAAUGCAACAACAACCUGCUCCUCCACCGUCAGAUGUAAAUGUACUGAAACAAUUUAGGGUGAACUGCAUGACAUUUAUUUAUUUAGUUUCCUAACUACACAAGUUUCAACACCCACUCAUGUAUUGCAUGGAGACCGCACUUGACUAAAUUAUAAAAGGUCUCAAUGAACUGUGUGUGACAUAUAUUGACUUGUAAGGUACAGCACAUCAUCCAGAGAGAUUUAAAAAUAAUGGUUAGCCCUAUUUUUCUAAAACAAAGUUUCAUUUGCCAUUAUUUUUUUAUGUACCCUUGAUGUUUGUUAGAAUGCUGUGGACUGCUGGUGGGUGAUGGGAAGGUGAUGAAUGCAAUGCACAGCCGCUCAGUGUAGCAAGCAAGACUUCAGUGACAGGCGUUUUAGCUGGGUGCUGCAUGUGCCAUUGAAAUAGUUUGUCUUGAUUUUAAUAUUGCACAUUGAUUCUCACAUCAUUUCUCCAGAGUUCCUACAUCAACUUCAACCUUAUUGAACGUAAAUCAGCGUGUUAAAACCCAACAUUUCACUCUCAUCUAAAGCCUUCAGUGGGAACCAGAGAAGUCAGAAAUGAUAAAUGGAUGAGGUAAAAGAAAAACCUUUUACAGGACAAUCCAAGUGUUUCCAGCAGAGUGCAGGGUGUGUUUGUUUGAUAAGAUUUCUUUCUUGAGCACAGAUGUAGAACAAAAGUUGCUAAAGCCUAACUUGACACGUCCGACACCUAAAGAGUCUACUGAACUUUCAUGGGAUUUGCAAACUUUUGCACAGAUUAGAAAAAGUUGCUGUACUGAAUAUAAAUGUCACUUUUUAAAUCUAGUGCUGUUCAGUUGUUUUUAUGCAUUUUUUUAAAUGUUUGCCACUGUAUUUUAUACAAUGCAACCCUUAACAGCUAAUUUGAAUGUUUUUGUUCUUAACUAUAUUUGAAGAAAUGAAAUAUCUGGUAAAUAGAAUGGGGGG